Molecule: messenger RNA, 3472 nt
Organism: Xiphias gladius (swordfish)
Lineage: Eukaryota; Metazoa; Chordata; Actinopteri; Istiophoriformes; Xiphiidae
Gene: marveld2a
Product: MARVEL domain containing 2a
Exons: 9
Coding region: 367-2088 (573 amino acids)
Biological process (GO): bicellular tight junction assembly
Cellular component (GO): bicellular tight junction; cytoplasmic vesicle; apical plasma membrane
Source: RefSeq, a predicted model, not a curated record
ACCCGCGGGCUCGUAUUUACGUCCAGAGUUGGGCUUGUUCGAGCGGCGCUUCCGACCAGGAAUCGUUUCCUGGUCGGAAUGUGAACUUUUGUUUUGGUUUUGUUUCGUAAAGUCGGAAAGUCGGCGGCAAACGACGCGUUGCCGUGAAGCUCUUCGAGGGGAAGUUCGCCCCUUCAGCCGCCGCCGCUAUCGUUACUAAACUAGCGGAGGAAAAAAACCACAAAAACACAAAAACCGACGCGCCAGGAAGCCGCAGGUGAUUCCUCGCUACACUCUGUGUUCAUACCAGGUUUGCAUUCUGACCCUGCGAGCCAAUGUAAGUCGUGUUGAGUGACUGCGUGUGAAAGAGGGACCAUCACUAUCCUCAUGUCCUAUGGAGGAGGCUUUUACGGACGCACUGAGCGUGUCCGCCAGGCGCCGCACUAUGACCAGGUCCCACGAAGCACCUUAUCCCGACAAGACUCCUACGAUCCGCAGCCGCUGAGAGAGCAGAGAGCGCCUCGCCUCGCUCAGAGCGCCGACCCCCUCCCGCCUCCGCCUCUGCCGGACCAGCCUCCUGUGGGCCCCGAGUUCGAUCCCAGCGGCAGCGAGGACAACGCCGAGCCAGAGCACGACCCCGCCAUCGACAUCAAGCCGGUCCACCGCUUCAUCCCUGACUCCUGGAAGAACUUCUUCAGAGGAAGCAACCGUAGCAGUAACAAGCCAUGGUCCAUGCAUUCGUCCUCAUAUAACAACAACAGCACCACUGAGGGCGUGCGCUGCUCCCCUCCGCACUCCCCCUCGGUUCCCGGAUCGUACCGGGAUCCCUAUGGGGGCUCGGGUGGCAGCUACAACUCGAGAAAGGAGCUUCUGGAACUACAGGAUGCCCACGAGUCCUCGUCUGGGCGCACCCACCGCACAGGUCUGACCUACAGCGAGCGAGUGGAGGAGUACCAUCAGCGCUACGCCUACAUGAAGUCCUGGGCAGGACUGCUGAGGAUUCUGGGCUGCGUGGAGCUCCUGCUGGGAGCAGCUGUGUUUGCCUGCGUCUGUGCGUACAUCCACAAAGACAACAAGUGGUUCAACAUGUUUGGAUACUCGUCUCCCGGAGGAGCUUAUGGAGGAGGUUUCUAUGGUACCGGCACUGGCGGGACCUACUACACAGGCCCCAAGACCCCGUUUGUGCUGGUGGUGGUAGGGCUGGCCUGGUUGGUGACUGUGAUUUUGCUGGUGCUGGGGAUGACCAUGUACUACCGCACCAUCCUGCUGGACUCCUCCUGGUGGCCUCUGACUGAGUUUACCAUCAACCUGGCUCUGUCAGUGCUCUACAUGUCGGCAGGCAUUGUCUAUGUCCAUGACACCACUCGUGGAGGGCUCUGCUCCUACCCGGUCUUCAACAAUGGCAUCAAUGGGGCGUUCUGCAGAACAGAGGCAGGCCAGACUGCUGCCAUCAUCUUUCUGUUUGUCACUAUGGUUGUUUAUCUGAUUGGAGCCAUCGUCUGUCUCAAGCUGUGGAGACACGAAGCUGCACGCAGAUACCGGGAGAGGUACGGCCAGGAGAUGCAGCCCUCUGAGAUGCGAGAUAUGCAUUCAUUGGUUGCUCCUGCUCCAGCUCCGGCUCCCGCUCCCAGAGCUCCAGAACAGGUCCAAGGCUCCUCGGUCGUUCCCAUCCAGGCUGCUCCAAAAGCAGUUCCAGCAAAGGUUUUGCAGGGAACUAUACCAUCAGGACACAUUCCGAAACCCGUGAUUGUGCCUGACUAUAUCGCUAAGUACCCAUCGAUCCGGUCGGAUGAGGAGCGGGACCAGUACCGAGCUGUGUUUAACGACCAGUAUGCAGAGUACAAAGAGCUCCACUCGGAGGUGCAGGCCGCCCUCAAGAAGUUCGACGAGAUGGACGCCAUGAUGCGCAGUCUGCCCCAGAACCCCACCAGCCAGAUGGAGGUCGAUCGCAUUAACAGAAUCCUUCAGGAUUACCAGAGGAAGAAAAAUGAUGCGACGUUCCAGGAGAAGAAGGAACGCUGCGAGUACCUGAAGAGCAAACUGUCCCACAUCAAACACAAGAUCCAAGAAUACGACAAAGUCAUGGAGUGGAACGACGGAUACAGCUAAACCCCUGAGGCGUCGCUACCCCGGAACACCACUGGACACAGAUACCGAACCUGCGCUGACGGCGACGCACGUUUUAACGGGAGGAGUGAAACCCAGUCAAGACUACGGCGGCGCCAGGGGGAUUAUCGGCCUGCUGUGUCUUUUCAAUUUGUGUAGCGGUUUGUCUGCGGGCAAACUUUUAUCUGCAGUUUUGUGUGUCUGAGCUUAUUAAAACCCAUAAACAGAGUCAAAUGGGUAAAAUGUUAAUGAGAAAAUCAACAUCACUCAUCUCUGCAGGAUAAACGUAAAGCUACGUCCAGUAGCCAGUUAGCUUAGCUUACCACAAAGACUACAAAGCCGCUUACAUGCACCUCUGAAGCUCACAGUUAACCGGGUAUUUCUUGCUCUAGUGUAAAAAGGACAAUUAGCUGUUUUACGGGACGUUAUGCGCAGGAUUAUUUUCACCAAAGUAGAAAACAGUCCGGCACAUAAUCAGCAAACAGGAUACAAUGUGGUAGUGAGCUUCCCGUCUUUAUGCUAAGCUAAGCUAACAGUCUCCUGGCUGUAGCUUUAUAUUAACAGACCAAUAUGAGCCAGAAAGUGAAUAAGCAUAUGUCCCAAAAUGUCAAACUGUAUCUUUGAACUCUUCAAACUGGUCUGGUCUGAGAACUAUAUAUGUGUGUGUGUGUGAGAGAGUGUGUGAGAUACUGUGACUAUAAUUGUAACAGAGGCUAACCACUACAUUUCACAAAUUACUGGUGUCUGAUUUGAAUGUUUGCUUGUGCCCAGUGGGAGAUGUUGCCAGUUUGGAGGAGCAGGAAGAAGGACAGGGAGGAAAUAUGCUGCAUGAUCUCUGUCCAGGUUUACCUCCUCCUCCGCGGGUCCGUCUACCUUUCUUGUCAGUCUUCACGUUUGUCAGUUGUCUGAAUAAAUUUCACAACUUCCCAGCCUGAAACGAAAACCACUGCUCAUCUGGACAAAUCCCAUCAAGCCGGUUUCUUCAACUGCUGUGACGAUUGUUUGGAUUGUUUUAAUUGCACACUGUCUUUUUUUUCUUUUUUCUUUUUCUUUUUUUUAUAUGCAAGUGUUUGACAAAUUCUAAAUCUGGAAAUAUACAUGUCCUAUAGUGGGUCGUAUUGGGACUUUGUCCCUCCAUUUCAUAGAUUAAACAUUUUUUUUACUUUGUCACUAAAAUAUCACAAGUGUCUAAAUAUCUCAAUUUUAUCUUCUUUAUACCGCUGUAAACAUUGGACCUCUUGACUUAAUGGAACUGCUAUCAGAAUUUCUCUUGUUUUAGCAAAAAACAACUGUAAAUAUUUCUGCUGUAAAUGUCCGUAUUCUUUCAUAAUUUAAGUGAUCUUUUGUUGCUUUCUGCCCCCAGAAUACAGUUCUGCUUAUGCACUGA